GUAAAAACUAGAAAAAGCAAAAUAAAAAUGGCUUUUCAAGACUUCGACCAGAUUCAAGAACGCGUAAACCAAGAGAGAAAACGCAAAUUCAGGAAGAGAAUCAUCAUUGGGGUCGUCUCCACGCUUGUUGUUGUUGCUGCCAUUAUUGGAGGUGCUUUUGCUUAUAUUACAUAUGAAAACAAAACUCAAGAACAGGUGAAAAACACAAAGAACAACAGUAAAGAUAAAAGCUCCGACAAAAGCGAGAAUCCAAGCCAGAAACCGCCAUCAUCUGCAGCACAAUCUGUGAAACCUGGCCAGGUCGACAAAAUCAUCCAAACACUUUGCAAUUCCACUCUUUACAAACCAAGUUGCGAGAAAACUCUUAAAAACGGGACAAAGACAGAUACUUCUCUGUCUGAUCCUCGGAGCCUUUUAAAGUCUUCCAUUGAAGCAGUCAAUGACGAUCUAAGGAAAGUUUUCGAAAAGGUUUUGAAGCUUAAAACAGAGAACAAGGAUGAAAAAGACGCUAUAGCGCAGUGCAAGUUGCUUGUGGAUGAAGCUAAGAAAGAACUUGACACUUCUGUGAAAAGAAUCAACGACACAGAGGUUGAUAACUUUGCGAAGAUAGUUCCCUAUUUAGACAGUUGGCUAAGCGCAGUCAUGACUUAUCAAGAAACAUGUGUCGAUGGAUUUGAAGAAGGGAAAGUCAAAACGGAUAUACGUAAGAAUUUCAAUUCUUCUCAAGUUUUGACGAGCAAUUCUCUCGCGGUGGUCAAAUCUUUAGGCGCAUAUCUUUCUUCGGCUCCAAAGCUGAAAACGCGACAUCUUCUUGAAUCAAGAUCUUCCUCUGCUAUAGAAACAGAUCAUAUUACGUCUUGGUUAAGCAACAAGGAGAGACGAAUGUUAAAAGCUGUUGAUGUGAAUGCUUUGAAACCUAAUGCAACAGUUGCUAAAGAUGGCAGUGGAAAUUUCACAACCAUUAAUGAUGCACUUAAAGCAAUGCCUUCUAAGUACCAAGGAAGGUACACCAUUUAUAUCAAGCAUGGAGUUUAUGAAGAAUCUGUGGUUGUUGACAAGAAGAAAGCUAACGUUACAAUGAUCGGUGAUGGAUCUCAGAAGACGAUCGUGACGGGAAACAAAAGCCAAGCUAAGAAAGUCAGCACACUCCUCACAGCAACAUUUGUGGCACAAGGAGAAGGGUUCAUGGCACAUUCCAUGGGGUUCCGGAACACGGCUGGGCCAGAGGGUCACCAAGCGGUCGCAAUACGUGUCCAAUCCGACCGUUCAGUUUUCCUAAACUGUCGAUUCGAAGGCUACCAAAACACAUUAAACGCGUACACGCACAGGCAAUACUACAGGAGUUGUGUCAUUGUUGGAACAAUCGACUUCAUAUUCGGUGAUGCAGCCGCCAUUUUCCAGAACUGUGACAUCUUUAUCAGAAAAGGUUUAACGGGGCAGAAGAACACGGUGACGGCUCAAGGACGAGUUGACAAGUUUCAGACAACAGGAUUUGUGAUUCACAAUUGUACAAUUGCUCCAAACGAAGAUCUUAAACCCGUAAAAGCCGAGUUCAAGAGCUACCUUGGUAGGCCGUGGAAAAACCAUUCAAGAACCGUUGUGAUGGAAUCAACGAUAGAGGAUGUGAUCGAUCCUGUUGGUUGGCUGAGAUGGCAAGAGACGGAUUUCGCGAUCGAUACGUUGCUUUACGCGGAAUACAAGAACGAAGGUCCAAGCGGAGCAACCGCUUCUAGGGUUAAAUGGCCUGGUUUUAGGGUUAUAAACAAGGAAGAGGCCAUGAAAUAUACGGUGGGGCCAUUCUUACAAGGAGAAUGGAUCCAUGAGAUAGGGUCUCCAGUUAAGUUUGGUCUUUAUGAUGCUUGAUGCUUGCGAAACACGUCGUAGUGACCAUGUGGUGAAGAGUGAAGGUGCAUCUUGG
Eutrema salsugineum is the source of this 1918-nucleotide messenger RNA. Its product is annotated as putative pectinesterase/pectinesterase inhibitor 45. The record is from RefSeq and is a predicted model, not a curated record. The coding region runs from base 28 to 1863 and encodes 611 amino acids. Gene Ontology annotation, biological process: cell wall modification. The transcript has 3 exons. Gene Ontology annotation, molecular function: pectinesterase inhibitor activity; pectinesterase activity. NCBI's taxonomy places the organism in Eukaryota, Viridiplantae, Streptophyta, Magnoliopsida, Brassicales, Brassicaceae.